Molecule: messenger RNA, 577 nt
Organism: Peromyscus leucopus (white-footed mouse)
Lineage: Eukaryota; Metazoa; Chordata; Mammalia; Rodentia; Cricetidae
Product: transmembrane protein 184C-like
Exons: 4
Coding region: 144-554 (136 amino acids)
Biological process (GO): transport
Molecular function (GO): transporter activity
Source: RefSeq, a predicted model, not a curated record
CCAAGCAGUAUCAGUAAUCUAAUGAAAAUUUAAGACAAAAAUAUUGAUCUUUAUAGUUUUAAUAUCAGAAUCUAAACCAAUGUGUUCUUUUGUUUUUCAAGGUUGGAAUACAUACUAAAGCAUGGUUUAUUGCUGGUAUCUUUAUGCUGUUGACGGUACUUGUGUCCUUCUGGGGGAUUCUGCAACACUUGAUGCAUUACACACAACCCAAACUUCAAAAACCUAUUAUGAGGAUUCUUUGGAUGGUCCCAAUAUACAGUUUAGAUAGUUGGUUGGCCUUGAAAUUCCCAAAAAUCGCAAUAUAUAUUGAUACCUGGAGAGACUGUUAUGAAGCUUACGUGAUCUAUAACUUUAUGAUCUUCUUUAACAACUACUUAACAAUACGGUUGCCAAACGUGAUAUUACACCUGGAAUCUAAAGAUCAGCAACAGCAUCUCUUUCCGUUCUGCUGCUGUCCGCCGUGGGCGAUGGGAGAAAUGCUGCUCUUUCGAUGCAAACUGGGAGUGCUGCAGUACACUGUGAUCAGAUCAAUUACCACUGUUGCAGCACUGUAAGUAUGGCCUUCCCUUAGCUUUUU